UAGCUCGAGCGGAUCGUCGUUCAGGCCAGAUGAGUCGAGUGCAGAUCGAGUCGUUUUGUCAUUUCUGCAGUAUGGCGGAGGACAAGGAUCCAGUGACCCAACUGAAGGAUCUUGUUCAUCUCAAAGACCAGCUGGAGGAGAUCCAGAAGAAGGUGGAGAAUGAGGUUCAAGCAGGAGUCCCACAGGGUGGCUCAUUAUUAGCAUCUCCAUUUCUGAAAGGCUUUCUGGCCGGGUAUGUGGUGUCCAGACUGCGUUCGUCGGCUGUCCUCGGAGUGGCUUUGGGUACGCUGAGCGGGAUCUUCGCCGCUCAGAACUAUCAGGUGCCCAACAUUGAGGCCACUCUACGAGACGUUCUGAACUCGCUGAAGAAAAGACCUGGAGAAUAA
Messenger RNA from Danio aesculapii, 386 nucleotides. Its product is annotated as SLC35A4 upstream open reading frame protein-like. The transcript has 3 exons. Bases 30 to 386 code for a protein of 118 amino acids. Lineage: Eukaryota; Metazoa; Chordata; Actinopteri; Cypriniformes; Danionidae. The record is from RefSeq and is a predicted model, not a curated record.